This is a messenger RNA of Stegastes partitus (bicolor damselfish), 2997 nucleotides long. RefSeq lists its product as uncharacterized. The transcript is spliced from 3 exons. NCBI's taxonomy places the organism in Eukaryota, Metazoa, Chordata, Actinopteri, Pomacentridae. The record is from RefSeq and is a predicted model, not a curated record. Bases 184 to 2445 code for a protein of 753 amino acids.
GAUGAAGAUCUUCAAGAGGAAGCCUACAACCUCUACAGUCGAGGUCUGAAAUAUGUAUUUUCUGUGGAAGAGAAGCCUCGUUUCUCAUGGGAAGGUCUGCUUGUGUUCUGUCUUGGAAUUUUACAGAUUAUUGGAGGAGCAUUGGUCACUGCAUUUACAUUUGGCACAUUAGCUCAAGUCGGCAUGGGUCUCAUCACUGAAGGAAUAUCAGACUGCAUCUCUGGUAUUGAGGCCAUGGUGACGGGAGAAUUCAGCUGGAAAUCAUGGGCAAUUGGAAAAGCCAUUUCUAUUGGUGUAUCUCUCAUUGGGUUUGGCGUUGGAAAGUUGAUUGCAAAGGGCUUCAAAGCCUCUAAAAUGUUAAUUAAAGGAUUUGGGAAACAGCUGAAGCCAAUGUCAAAGUUUCUCUCCAGACAAGCUAAAGAUGGUUUAAGUGCUGUCAUGAAGACAAAUAUGAAGAAUGUAGCAUACUACACUGCUAAAAAAGUUGCAGAAGAAGUCAUUGUCUAUGGACUUGGUGUGGCAGAAAAGAAAAUACUGAGCGAAAUACUAAAAAAUGUCAAAAAGAAGAUUGAAAGUGGAAUUGCUGAAAACGUGAAAUCCGACAUGGAAAAGGAACCCAUAACUGCAUUAGUAGACUCUAUUGUCCUCUCACACAUUGAAGAUAAAGAACAACUUCAUGAUCUCUUAAAGGACAAGGACAGAAAGAGUGACCUGCUGGCCAUUUUCAAAACACUGAGCAGCGCUGCAGCACAGACAUUCUAUGCAGACCUUGACUGGCAGAAUAGGCUUAACUCAACCUUUUCCAGCGUGAUUAACAGUGCCAAAGCAGGAAGUGAUGGCAAAGCUUAUGGAAUUCUGACAGCCAUUCAAGUUGUCCACAUGGCGGCACUGGCAGGAGAAGCCACCCAUGCAGUGCUCACUCUUUCCAGCAAGUUUUUCUCAAAGCUUCACAGGCAGCUGAAUAUAUUUAAAGAAAAAAAGGCUUCUUCAGAGAAAGUCAAGGUAAAUGAGCUGUCUGUCUCAGACGUUGAGAUGCUGAAAGAAUUCAAGCAGGAUGUUGCUGACAUCAUCAGUACUUUAUUGGCCGAUGCUUUAGUGGAAGUGUUCCACCAGAAGUUCUCCAGUCACGUCAUUUCUUAUGUUCAAGGUAAGUUAAAUGGCGCCAUUGGCCAUUUUGUAGGAACUGCUUUAAAGAUUGACAGAACAAUGGAAAAACUCAGAGCUGGACAGAAUAACAGAUACAUCUCAUACAUGCCAGGAAGCCGGAAUUCUGAACAUGAACUUACAGGAGAGACAGGUCAACACUCACAGUCACAUGCUGAAAAGAUCAAGAACAACACGACUGCAGGCACCAUUCUUGAUAUCAGAGUCCUGGCAGAAGCCAAAGGCACUAAGGUUGUCAUUCUCACAGAGGAUAGCCAUGGCAAACUUACCAAAAUGCAGGAGUUGAGCCCAAGCACUAAACCCGCCAGUCAAACUGUGACACUGAUCUACAGACCAAAGAGUGCCCAAUACCCUGCCGGCCAUUAUGAUGUGCGCAUCAAUGGCCAGACAGUGAAGAUAGUCAGCAAGGACAAGAGUUGCCUGUUUGAUGCUUUGGCACGAGGCAUGAAACCACAGGCCAGUGAAGAUGAAAUCUCUUUGGAAGCAGACCGUCUUCGAUCAGUGGAGGUCGACGCUCUCCUCAGACACCCAGGCCAAUGGGACCCUUUCAUCAAACGCAAAGAGUGGACUGAAAAAAUCAGAGGAGGGGACUGGUACUUGGCAGAGGGAGCUGCACCACCAAUAAAAGAGACCAAAGAGGUACUUAAGAAAGAAGUUGGAAAAGUACAAACGUACAAACAAUGGCAACAACAUGCCAAAAAAAAUCCGGGAAUUGGACAGUUCCUCAAUGCAGAUCACCAGCCACCAGUCAGCAGUAUACUGGAAGCUCAAAAAAUGAACCCAGAUAGCAAAUUAGCAAAAGCCAUGCUUGAAGUUGCAACAAACUCAUCUCCUCUGAAUCCCAGUCUGAUUCCUGAUGUGCACAAACAUCAUGGCCGUGAACUUCCAACUGUUUGUGUACCUCAAGAAAUACAUCGUGAGUUUCUCAGUACAACAUCAAAAGCCUUCAGAAUGUGUUUAGCUGAAACCAUAAGCAAGGAUGAUGUUGUAGGCACCUUCAAGCUGAUGGUCCUUGGCUCUAUGGUGAGAUCCAAUCUGAAUAACACCAAGAACUUUAAGAACUUUCAGAACACCAAGAAGAGUAAAACCCGAUUUGCCAUCUUUGAGAGCAGUUUUCCGCAACAUAGUCCAACUCUGAGAAAAUACUGGUUCAAUCGACUUCAAGGCAAGAAUGUCAUGACAAAUAAUGAUCUUACCACCAUUACUACAUGGAUCAACAACAAGGGCUACAAUGAUAACAACGAUCCACACCGCAAACAAGUCUGCAACCUUCUAAAAUGAAAAGCAGAGACCCUCUGAUCUACUCCAGGACCCUCUGCAAUGUGACCUUUUCCAAGCCAGCAAGGACAGAUAAGAAGAUGCUGUUAGGAUCAUAUAUUUUAUGUUCAUGUUUUGAUAAUCUUUCAUUAUUAUCUUAAUCUCUUGUUACUAUCUUAAGGCAUAAUCAACAUAACUCAUAAUCAAUUGCAGCAUGAGAAAACAUAGGUAGAAACGGGAUUUGGUGGUUUGUGUAUAUCUUCCUCUGUCACAAGCAGGUAUUUGCAGAAGGGAGAAACUCAGGGUGCUCAACAGUUGGGUGUUGAGUGGCAAGUUUCUGCAACUACAUGAUGGUGGAAGAAGGCCCAAGGACACGGAGGAACCAAUCAGCUAGCUGCAACACAUUCUGUGCACAUUCUCAUGUAAUAGUAUAAGUAUACUGGAUCAGGGAGAGGCAGUCAGUCAGACUUCGUGCCCUGACAUUAAUUUUGUUGGUGAUAGGGUGAGAAGUUUGAUCCAGAGCUCUGUAUGCUUAUUCAACUAUCUGAUAAAUAAAUACAUUGAGUGAGACCUAAA